This is a messenger RNA of Zerene cesonia (dogface butterfly), 1731 nucleotides long. Its product is annotated as dynein intermediate chain 3, ciliary-like. The coding region runs from base 1 to 1731 and encodes 576 amino acids. Gene Ontology annotation, molecular function: dynein light chain binding; dynein heavy chain binding. Lineage: Eukaryota; Metazoa; Arthropoda; Insecta; Lepidoptera; Pieridae. The record is from RefSeq and is a predicted model, not a curated record. The transcript has a single exon. Gene Ontology annotation, cellular component: outer dynein arm. Gene Ontology annotation, biological process: outer dynein arm assembly; cilium movement.
AUGAAAAGAUACAUGAAAUCAAACUACGAAUACACAAAACUUCGUAAAAACUUCGGUAGGCAACCAUUGUUCCAAGAAGUACCUGCACACUUAUUAGACUCCAUAAACCCUAACGUAGAGCAACAGAAACUGUAUAUACUUCGCAAUCCUGUACACCGUACAAUACAAGCAACAAUGCCGCAAUCUGAACACGAUGCAAACACAAAACAAUUGGUAAUGCACGAGCAAGGCAUAAAUCAUAGUGAAGGUGGUUGGCCCCGUGAUGUCCAUCUAUAUAAUGAAGAUCAUCUCGCUCGUCACCGGCGUCGCGUUCAACAUGAGGAUGGCUAUGUUAAUGCAAUAUUAAGUUUAAGACCACAAAUAGAACAUUGCAUUGACCAAAAUAACGCAAUUGACAUGUACCAAACAUAUUUUGCUAAUAUGUACCAACAAGCCCCCGUCGAGAAAUACAACCUACAAAUAGCAAACAUAUUUAGAGAUCCCUUUGAACGCCCGGCAUCUUGUAUUGUGUGGACAAAUGAAACACAAUCGCGGCUUGUUGCAUCGUAUAGCUAUCAAGUAUACGGCCCUGAACAAGACUCAAAAAUAUCAACUAUUUGUUACAUGUGGGAUAUAAAUAAACAAACUGAACCGUUAUAUGAAUUUUGUCCUGAAAAUAGUUGCUGGCGCUUAACGUGCUCACCUGUUACUCCUGAAGUUUUGUUGGCUGGUCUUAACUCCGGCACCAUCAAUAUUUUUGAUAUAAGGGAAGGCCGAAGCGCCGUAUCCAAGAGUUCAGUUUAUAAUUCUCAUCGUGGACCUAUAAGUGGCCUACUAUACGGACAUUCACGUACUAAUUCGGAAUUUUUUUCCGGGUCUCCCGAUGGUCAAUGCCUGUGGUGGGAUAUAAGAAACAUUUCAAAACCAAUCGAUCAACUUUACAUGUCUGUUCGUCACGGUCAUCAUGUUUCACCGAGCUUCAGUAACGCAGAAGGCGUUAGUUGUCUCGAAUUCGAUAAAGGUUUACCAACAAAAUUUUUAAGUGGAACUGAAUCUGGGUUGGUCAUUAAUGCAAAUCGCAUGGGUAGAAGUCAUUCUGAAAUUUUAGCAUCAUAUUGGUAUGCACACACAGGGCCUGUGCGUGCAGUGCAUCGAAGUCCCUGUACAUUACGAAUGUUUAUAACUUGUGGAGAUUGGAGUGUCCGUAUUUGGAGUGAAGAAGUACGCACGGCACCUAUUAUAGUGACGCGUCCAUAUCGUUACCAAGUUACUGAUGUGGCCUGGGCUCCUUUGCGAUAUUCCUGUUAUAUGGCAGUAUGUGAAGGCGGUGUCUUCUAUUAUUGGGAUAUACUUAGAAAACAACGGGAGCCAGUGGCAACAUUGCAAGUGUCCAAACACGGGCUCACCCGAGUAAUAGCGCAUCCCGAAGGAGAGUCAAUUGCUGUAAGCGAUAACCAUGGGUCUAUUUACAUUUUGCAUCUCUCUGAAAAUAUGACUACGCCUGGCAAUCAAGAUAAACACUUAGUUCACCAAAUAUACGAUCGUGAAACGAGACGUGAACAUAUUUUAGACAAUCGUGUCAAAGAAAUCCGUUUGAAAAUUCGUGGAGAGGACAUUACAUGUUUAGAUCGUGAAGCAAGUAUAGCUGAAGAAGACGUUCUUAAAACUACAGAAGAGGAAUAUUUCAAGAUAGUCAAUGACGAAAUUAAUAAAAUGGACGAACUUUUUACUAAACAUAAUAUAUUAGAAUAA